This is a messenger RNA of Pimephales promelas (fathead minnow), 1376 nucleotides long. It is a transcript of the gene il11b, whose product is annotated as interleukin 11b. Lineage: Eukaryota; Metazoa; Chordata; Actinopteri; Cypriniformes; Leuciscidae. The record is from RefSeq and is a predicted model, not a curated record. Gene Ontology annotation, cellular component: cytoplasm. Gene Ontology annotation, molecular function: cytokine activity; growth factor activity. Gene Ontology annotation, biological process: positive regulation of MAPK cascade; positive regulation of cell population proliferation.
CAUACUAUAAAGGAGAACACUUUCACUGGUUCCAAUGUUAGUAGAGUGAUAAAGACAAAUUUGUACACUGUGUUUACUACUUGGGUCUUUUGGGAUUAUCAUGAAACUGUCAACUGACUUCACCUUUCCCCUCAUCGUCUUGAUGACUUUUGUUGAGCUCUUCGACUUCGUCACAGCCCGUCCCGCUAUGCCUCAAGGAAAAAAUGAUCUGCGAGUGCUUUACCAAGACAUGCGUAAGCUAUUCAACAUAGUAUCUCAAGAAAAGCAUGAGAAUAAGCUGAACGACUUUGAACAACCGCUCACAUCCCUGCCCUCUCUGGACUUCAGAACAGAAGACCUGAAAACACUUGAGGUGAGCAGUACCUUAGAACAGCUGUACUCUGGUCUUAAAUCCUUCAAGUUCCAUCUUGACUGGAUCCAGCAUGAACAAGACAAAUUGGACAUUGAUUAUUCUAAGACAAAGAAUAGCCAUCUUAUCAAUCUCAUCGACAGAGUGCUCAAACAGAUUGAGACGCCAAUUUCUGAGCUCGUCCACCCUUCCCUGCCUCAACUGAAAACAGCCUGGAACUUGAAACAGGCCAAUCUGGAGAUCAAAGACAAACUGUACUACUUUUGCCACUGGUACAUUAGAGCACUGCUAGGCCUGAAACCGAAACAAUAGUGAUCACACAACAUCAUUUGACACCAGUAGCCAUCAGCUUAUCUCCAUGAUGCAAGUAAACGCAAGAUGAGGUCAACAGGCAUCGUGCUAGCAUCGUCUGGCUUGCCUUAAUGUUUGAAGGGAUGGAAUGAACGGCCCAGCCUUUAGAAGUCAUCUUCCAUCAGUUAACGGUUCCUUUGUGUGAUGUUAUAAUAUUAUUAAUAAGUUAUGUAUUUAAUAUUUAUUGAAUUGAGUUUUUUGUUUACAAUGAAGGAUUUUUUAUACAUCGAGAAAAAAAAUAGCACUUUAAAUAUAUUAAGUGUCUCAUUUUAAUGAUGAAAUUUGUAUGCAAAAUCAGCUGCAGGCAGUUGCUAAUAAUGACCAAUAGGUGUCGCUAUCAGGUGUAAUAUUGACUAAUAGGUGUCGUUACUGUGGUACAACUGUGAAGUAUUAUUAAAUGCAGUUUAGGACCUGCACUCCUUUAAUUAUUUCUGUUGAAAGUUAGUAAUUUUGCGAAGAUGUAGUGAAUCAACAUACUUGUUAAACAACAUAGCCUACCUAUCUUUUAAGGUUACGGUAAGACUGUGUUUGACAGGAAUGUUGACCAGAAGUUUGGUAAAAUCACCAUAAAACUGGGAAUUAAAUACAAAACAACUUCCAUUUUUUUAUUGUGAACAUUGAAAAUACAGUCUAAAUGAAAUGUAACUUAAGUGCCAACCUAUAGCAGAGAUGAACU